CUGUCUGAUCACAUAGUUUAUGGUUCAUAGUCAAUCUGCUCUGUGCGUCCGCCGUGAUUUUUGUAAUAAUACGAGAUGAGAAUCUUAUUUUAAUUGUAUUGGAAGAUUUCGCGCGAGACGUGUAUAUGUUUACGGAAUCAAACAAGAAGUCUAGGAUAGUUUUAUUCCUUUUUCUUUUCUAAAAGUUACGAGAAUAGCAGUGAUUUAAUAGUGAAAAUGACAUGAAUUCAUGCUGUGCGCGUUUCGAUAUAAAGGUGGGAGGGGGAGGAAGAGAGAUGUGUCGGUGGAUGAAUUACUACAAUUUGCUUAAUAGCUAAUAGACUCAAAAUUACUGGUAUGCUUUUACGAUCCAUUCACGAUGUCCGCAUAUGUGACGAUACUGCCAUACCUUUUCCUAGGAUUAUUAGGAGUUGCAUUAGGACAUGAUGUUAAAGGUUCUAAAUUUUGUGAAUUUUAUAAUGAAACUAUGUGCACAGAAAGUCAACAAGGUUGUUCAGGAAAAGAGGAAUGUGGUCCACAUGACCCAGAUAAGCGUAAUCAUUGUUAUGUGCUAUGGUAUAUUGACAGUGUAACCAAAAAAUCUAUAAUUAAAUUGAAGGGUUGUUUCUUAGAUAGUAAAGAAUGUUAUGACAAACCAAAAUGUGUUGAAGAAAAUGCAGACCGGCAAAAGAAAUUAUUUUUCUGUUGCUGCGAUGGUAAUAUGUGCAACCAAAAUUUCACUUGGGAUCCACAACCUACUCAACCUCCUCCUGUUGAUCACGGAUAUAAACCAGUUCCAAAUACUGAACAACAAGUAAUAACACUUGUUUUAUCCAUAUCAAUUCCUAUUCUCAUUCUUGCAUUAACUUUACCCAUUCUGUAUUGGUGCUAUCGUCGUAAAAAAUUGGGAUACUUUAAUGAGGUGCCAACGUUAGAACCAUUACCUUUACCUCAGCCAUCUCCUAAUUUAGGAUUACGCCCAAUUCAACUUCUCGAAAUUAAAGCUCGAGGACGAUUUGGAGCUGUGUGGAAAGCACAGUUGAAAAAUGAUAUUGUGGCUGUAAAAGUUUUUCCUAUACAAGAUAAACAAUCUUGGCAAACGGAACAAGAAAUAUUUAGACUUGCACACAUGGAUCAUGAGGAUAUAUUGCGUUUUAUAGGUGUUGAGAAAAGAGGAGAUAAUUUGCAAGCAGAGUUUUGGUUAAUAACUGCAUACCAUGAAAAAGGUUCUUUAUGCGACUAUCUAAAAGCUAAUGUUGUAACAUGGCCUGAAAUGUGUAGAAUUGCAGAAUCUAUGGCUCGAGGAUUAAUGCAUCUGCAUGAGGAGAUACCAGCUAAUAAAGUUGAUGGCUAUAAACCAGCUGUUGCUCACAGAGACUUCAAAUCUAAGAAUGUGCUUCUCAAAGCAGAUAUGAAUGCUUGUAUAGCCGACUUUGGCUUAGCAUUAAUAUUUCAUCCUGGAAAGCCUUGUGGUGACACACAUGGGCAGGUUGGAACAAGAAGGUAUAUGGCUCCCGAAGUUUUAGAAGGAGCUAUCAAUUUCACAAGGGAUUCAUUUUUGCGAAUUGACAUGUAUGCAUGUGGACUCGUAUUGUGGGAGUUGGCUUCACGAUGUACUGUACAAGAUGGACCAAUUGGAGAAUAUAGACUACCAUUUGAAGAUGAAGUUGGUCUUCAUCCUACAUUAGAAGACAUGCAAGAAAGUGUGGUACAUAAAAAAGAAAGGCCACUUAUUUUAGAAACAUGGCGUAAACAUCCGGGACUUUUAUCAAUUUGUGAUACGAUGGAGGAAUGUUGGGAUCAUGAUGCCGAAGCGCGUCUUUCGGCUUCGUGUGUAAUGGAGCGAGUGGCUACAUUGAGUAGGACACUUGUUUUAAAUUCAUCUACAUUAAUUCGCGUUGAUAAUACCAACGAGUCUAUCAGCACUAAGGAGUCUAGUAUGUAGUUAGUAUAUAUGUAUUAUAGUUUUAGUUAAAUUGCACAACCAUUUCCUGUAUCAUAAUUUUUUCAUGUACAUAUGUGAGAAAUGCCAGAACAUCAAAUGCAUGAGCAUUUUAAUCAUCAGAAUUUAUGAUUAUAUUAUUUUUGUAUCUAUUAGAUUUCUAACUUUUUAAACUAGAAUAUAGAUUUAGAUCAUAAUUUAUAAUUUAUUAUAGUAAGAUUUAUUGAUAAAUGAGUAUAUAGAAAUUAACAGCUUUUGAAUCGUUAGUUUUUCCACAGUUUUUACCUAAUUUGGCUGUGCUGACUUUAUAAUGUUUUUUUUUUUAUUGCAUGCAGCUUGAUUAUAUAUUAGAAUCUACAUUGCAAAAUAUAUGGAGAAUAAUUUUUUUCUUUCUGUUUGUACAAUGGAUUUAUUGUUUUAUUCUGAAUAAUUAUGUAUUUAACAGUAUUUUCAGCAUACAUUUUACACUUAAAUCUGUGAAAUACAUAAAAUAACAAAACUGUUGAUUGCUUGUACAUAUAGAAGAGUGGUACAUACAUUGAAACAAAUGCAUAGUUGUGCCUGUAUAAUCAAACAUUGUCUUUACUCCGUAAUGUUAUUUGUACCUAUUUUAUAAACCAAUUUUUUUUUCUUUUUUUUUUUAAAGACAUCUUAAUAGAAAUAUAUCAGAGUCUUUUCUGUUAUUAUUUAUACAAGUAUGUUCAGAUAUGUACAAGAUUUAUUUAAUAAAUACUUUAGAUGCAAUCUACAGAGAUUAAUUGUAUUUAGAGAUUAAUUAAAUCUUUCUUUCAAUUGUAUUAUAAAAAUGAAUCAUUUUGCACUACAAUAGUUAAUCUGCUUUUGAAAAAUAAUUUUUUCAAAAUGUAAGAUUUAAAGAUUUUAUAUGAAGUUUAAAGAUAGAUAUAUUAAUAUAAUCUAUAGACUAUAAUUGAAGUAUAUUAUUUAUUUUAGUAUAUAAUAUAAUAUAUUCAAUGUGAUAUAUAUUCUUGACUCUGAUAUGUUUUUAUUUAUAGCUCAACUUAUUCAUUAAAAAACCGAUUCAUAGUAAUUGCUAUGAAUUUAAAUGCCAAAUAUUCCACUAAUUUAAAUCGAUUAUUCGCUAUAAAACAUCGUUUAUAAGGUAUUAUUCAGGAUAUAUUUGUAAAGUCAGAUUUUAUAUUUAGUGUACAAAUUACAUCAGUACAGGUGCAACAGAACUGCAUUGUAUAUCUUAAUAAACAUUUUUCAGUUUAAUAAUGAAUUUAAGUACAAGACUUUUAUUACAUAGUGUACUAUAUAUGAUUAUAUUUGGAACAAAAAUGAGGAUAACUGAUCAAAUGCAUGAUUUCAUAAAAUAUCUAUUAUGAAAUAUUGUGAGCAUCAUAAGACAAAAUUUUUCAUAUGCUAAAAAUUAAAAAAGAUUAUUUGGGUAUUUGUAGCUUUACUAAUUUAUGUUUUGUAACCCCUGCAUCAGAAUCAAACAUUUCUUGAUGCUUAUCAAAAUUUAACAAAACUAAAGUUGUUACAGAGUGUGUAUUAUGAUGCGCUUGAUUAUACUCAUUGCUGUAGAUAUAACAUUAAUACUCUGAGAUAUUUGGAGGACAAAAAUGUUUGAAAUCAUGGAUUUAUAUAAGAUAUUAAAAGAUAUUAAUGAAUUUAUAUUAAGAUAUGCAAAAACAUAAUAAAAAAUUGAUUUUUAGUUUUAUUGUUUUUUAAUGUUUUUCGUUUAUAAGUUGAUUUUUGGAUUUAUUAAUUGAUUAUUCUGCAAGAAAAAGUAUAUUUUAUGAAGGCAAGUCAAUUAGAUAUUCACUACUUAGACAUAAUAGAGAAGAAGAUUGUAAUACUUUUUUUUUAAUUACAGAAAUUAUUCAUAAAAACGAUGAAUUUACUAAUACACGAAUAUAAUGUAAUUAUAACACAAUUUUUUACGCUUACACCAAAUGGAUUCAUUAAUAUAACAUAACAUAUAUCAAUAAGUUCAAUGAAAAACUUCGUUUUUAUCUCCAAAUUAUCUGAAGAGCAGCUGUAUAAAACUGUACAUGAUAUGGCAUCUAUAAUGUGAGGAAAAUUUUAAUGCAGAAAUAUGUUAAAUGACUUUUAUGAAAUAACACGCAAAUAUUGUACCAGUAAAGUAAAGUUAUUAACAUUAAUAAUAGGGUACAAUUUUUAUUGACUUUGGAUAUAAUAGAUAGAUAAGCAAAGAAUAUGUAGAAUUAUAUUACUUAUGAAUUACAUUAUUUGUGAAUAAACACAAUACUACAUAUUUCUCUGACUGUCGUUUGUAUGUUAUAUUACAAUCAAAUAUUAGUGCAAAUUUCAUUUUCAAUCAUCAAUUCUUAACUCAUGAAUUAGAAGAACUGGCAUUUCUCAUUAAUGAUCGUUACAUAAUUAUCAUUUUGAAUUUAUAAAAUUAAUAAAAUAGAAACAAACAGAAACUUUGACAGUGAAAAGCAUUCUUUUAAAGCUACAUUACAUGUGUAUUGUAAAAACUUGAUAUAAAAAUCUUAUUACAAAGUACCUGGUAGAUACAAUCGAAUUGUUCGAUUGGAAGCCACAAGGAAUUUACUAAUAUUGUUGCACAAUAUGUGUUAUGUAUCAAUUUGGCUAUAUUGAUUUAAAAUUUAAAUGCACUUUUUCAUGAUAACUUUGUCAUGAUUUUCAUCAGAUAUAAAAUAAUUUGCUUAAAUUUAAAAUGAACUUUAAUUUUUAAACAAUUCGUUAUUGACGUUUUUCUUUUUGGAUUAUGAAUAAAAGUUUGAUGAAUAAUUAUUUAAUAAAAAAUGAUGCAUUACGUGCUCUUUUCUAAUAUGUUUCUUAAUUUGCUUGCAUUGAUAGUAAAAUCCUUGCCUAUUUACGAAUUAAUCUUUCGUGCAUCAGUUAUUUUGAUCAUAUCAAAUAUUAAUUCGAUCAUAGAUGUGUAAGUACAAUGAAAUGCUCUGUUUUACAUACAAUUUCUAUUGCGCUUUAAUGCUGUUUUACACUUAGGAGGAAUUAGGAAUUUCUAAUAAGUUGAAUAAUUGAAAAACCUUAAUUGUUGAACAACUGACAUUCUGAAUUAAUAUAUAAUGCAAUUAAAUGCAUCUUUCAUUUAGUCAUAUUAAAGACUGGUAAAUAUUACAAUAUUCAAUGUUACAUGCUUUGAAGUAUCGUGGGAGUUUAGAAGCGUUUAUUCUGCUUGUUCUUUAACUCAGGAGGAGACAUAUUAUUGUAAUGAAACGUAGUGCUUACUCAAUCUGCAAUAAUUUUUUAAAAAUGUAAAUGUGUAGUUAAUAUAAUAUAUUAUAUGCAAGUGACAUAUUUGUAAAAAGUAUAAGAAAUUAUAAAUAACAGUAAUGGAAUAUUAUGCAUGUACUUUAUCUGCUCUUAAAGUGACUUUUCCUGAGUUAAAUAUCUUACGAAUAAACAAAUAGAUUGACUAUUAAAGAUUUUUUAAACACGCAUUAAACAAACAAGAAUUAUUCAGGCUAAGAUUUUGAUGAAAUUAACAAGUUUUUUUAUAAAAGGUUCCUCUUACUUGUUCUGCACGAUCGUUUAUUACUUUAUAUGCACACAUAUAUAAUUAUAAGUUAACGUUUAUACACAUUAUAAAUGAUACAGUUUGGCUAUAAAAUAGCUUGUGUAAAAAUCGAUACACAGUGUAAGUGUAAAACAAACACGCAUUGAUCAAAGAUAUCACAGUUGAUAUAGGCAUAUCGUAGACUGUAAAAAAAAAUGGGGAUGAAUGUACAUUGUGCAUAAAAAGGCCUAAUAAUAUUCUGACAAUUCUUUACAAUUUCUAGUCAUUAACAGAACAAGCAAGAGGAUAAUGACCUUUUUUUUAUUAGCAGAUUUGAAUAGUGCCAAAAGGGAGUAUACACAUAAAAUUGCAUAUGUUUAUGUAUUUAUUUGUACUUAAGUAAUACAUACACAAGAAUCAGGAGCAUGUACUUUCAUAAUCUUUAUUAUAUAUUGUUGACAUGAACCGUGGUAAAUCUCCAAUUAUUAAUACUGCCAUUACAAUCUGGUUAUAUAAAAAAUUAUUAUAAUUGCUGAAAAAUUAAUAUAAGUAUUUAUGUGCAUGCAUAAGUUCAUGAGGUGUUUAAAUUUUUAUACAAAUUCUCACUUUUUUCUUUAAAAUAAAAUACAUGGAAAUUGUGAUGAGAUAUGGAAUUCGUAAAAAUCUUGAAUUACACAAGAAAAUUAAUGUCAUUAGUUAAUUUAAGUUUUAUUUAAGAAAUUAGAAUUAUAACGAAUAUUUGGACUUCUACAUAUCGAAUAGUAGAUAGCUAUAUUAAUUAUAAAAUCAUUAUCUUGUAUUUUUUUAGAAUUAGUCAAGUGUGAGUAAUAAGUUAUUGAAACUCAUUAUUACUGUUUUGUAAAAUAGUAUCUACUGUUAUAGAAAACUAUAGUUUUUUCAAACAAAGAGAAAAGCCAUUGAUAAAACUUGAUUCCUUUAUGUUUUCCUACAAAAUCUUUAAAAACAACUAUUUUCAUUGUUUUAUAAAAAUUUACACUUAUUUAAAAAUUCAUUGGUUUUAGUCAUUUAUAAUAAAAAAAUAAUAUUAUUGAAUAAGUUAAUAUAUUUACAAAUUUAUAAGCAACAUUACCAGCAUACAUAUAUAAUUCUAUUAAAUUCUAUAAAUAGUUCUAACAUUAGUUCAUGAUUCUUAACAGUACCUUAAAAGCAUUCCAGUCAAUAUUACAUCGGUAUGCGUCGAAAAUGAAUAAAAUUUUAAUCCGAGACAAUUCUUGUAUAUUUUAUGUAAAAUUUCUCUAUUUUUUAUUAAUAUUCACAAUUGAACACGUAAAAAAAAUGGGGUUGUAUAAUUUUUAAUAUUUGAUGAACACACAAA
Vespula vulgaris is the source of this 6732-nucleotide messenger RNA. It is a transcript of the gene put, whose product is annotated as activin receptor type-2B. Gene Ontology annotation, molecular function: activin binding; activin receptor activity; ATP binding. Gene Ontology annotation, cellular component: plasma membrane; activin receptor complex. Gene Ontology annotation, biological process: cellular response to growth factor stimulus; activin receptor signaling pathway; protein phosphorylation. NCBI's taxonomy places the organism in Eukaryota, Metazoa, Arthropoda, Insecta, Hymenoptera, Vespidae. The record is from RefSeq and is a predicted model, not a curated record. Bases 359 to 1924 code for a protein of 521 amino acids. The transcript is spliced from 9 exons.